This is a messenger RNA of Cyclocybe aegerita, 1590 nucleotides long. Lineage: Eukaryota; Fungi; Basidiomycota; Agaricomycetes; Agaricales; Hemipholiotaceae. The record is from the annotation of a GenBank genome assembly.
AUGUCUUCCAGCCAUUCAUACAUUCCCUUGCUCGCAGCCGGCGUCUUUGGUGGUCUCCUGUGGUAUGUCAUUUCUUCGGGUCGCAGAAUGAAGUUGCCUCCGGGACCGAAGCGCCUCCCCGUCAUCGGAAACGCUCAUCAAGUUCCUACUGAGACCCCUUGGAGAGCAUUUUCUGAGUGGGGAAAGAAGUAUGGGGACAUUAUGCACAUCGACAUCGUCGGCAAGCCCAUCGUCAUAAUAAAUUCAGAGAAGAUUGCCAGAGACCUGCUCGUAAAACGUGCAACAAUUUACUCUGACCGGCCGCAUUUCGUUAUGGCGGGAGAACUCGUCGGAUAUAGCGCGCCGUUCGCGAUGCAAUCGUACAAUGACAAUUGGAGACGACAGCGUCGACUCAUCUCUCACGACUUCGCGCAGAACAAUACCCCACGAUAUCACGGACUUCAGGAGAAAGGAAGCCCGAAUCCUUGUCCGGAACGUUCUCGAGAAUCCGGAAUCGCUCGUCUCUCAAGUCAAAUUGCACGUCUAACUAACUGCACCUUCAUUUCGCUUGUCUCACGUCGUCUCUCUAGGAGGAUUGGCAUAAUCAUCUUUCGAGUCACAUAUGGAUAUUAUCUUCAAUCCGAAAACGAUCCUAUUUUGACGACACCAUUGGAGGCGAUGGAUAACUUCAGCUACUCGACAACGCCAGGCAAUUUCCUGGUAGACUUUAUCCCCAUUUUGAAAUAUUUACCACGAUGGGUACCUGGUUCAGGCUUUCUAGCCACCGCAGAACGGUGGAGGAAGCUUUUCUACGACUCUACCUAUAGGCCCUACAACUGGUGCAAGAAAAACCUGGAAACUGGCCAGACACUAUUGCCGAACCUGUGCGCCACAAUACUUCAGAACCCGACUCACCAAUUGUCAGAGGACGAGGAAACGAAAUUGAUUUGGGCCGCAUCCAGCGUUCUGGGGGGUGGACUCGACACUAACAUGUCUUCUGCUUUGACGUUCUAUUUAGCGAUGAUCCUCAACCCUAGCAUUCAAGAGAAGGCACAUGCUGAGAUCGAGGCCGUCGUCGGGAAAGACAGAUUACCGACCAUCAAUGACCGUCCCAAUUUGCCGUAUAUCAGAAGUAUUAUCACCGAAGUUCUCCGCUCGAGUCCUGCGAUUCCUCUAUGCCUUCCUCAUUGCGCAAGUCAGGACGACAUCUACAACGGGCUCCUUAUUCCGAAAGGCUCUAUGAUAAUGCCGAACAUCUGGCAUAUGCUUCACGACCCAGAGGCUUACCCCAACCCUAUGGAAUUCUAUCCAGAACGCUUCAAUAACCUUGACUCCGAGAUGGAUAAAGUCAAGGAUCUCGUUUUUGGAUUCGGCCGCCGUGUCUGCCCCGGAAUGCACUUCGCCGAAGGAACUCUUUUUGCUAUUGUUUCCACAACUCUUGCGACGUGCAAGAUUCUGCCGGGGCUAGAUGCGAACGGUAAGGAAAAGAUCCCUGAAUUCGAGUUCACCUCGGGAACUAUCAUAUUCCCCAAGCCGUUCACACUCAGGUUGAAAGCUCGCUCGACUGAGGCAUUGGGUUUACUCGCUGAGGUGUCCACCGCCGUAGAGUAG